AUGCCGGCUUCACGAUCAACAGCGCAGCCGCGCUCAUACAGCCACCCCUACGACACUGCGUCCUCCACCGGACAGGGAUCCUCCUACUACCAGCAUCGUUGGACCGCUCCACCCGCGUCGUUCAACCUCAACAUGCUCCAAACCGACCCGCUCCCCCCGCUCCCCGUAGUGGUGGAAGGCGUCCUGCCGAGCUACAACCAAUUCUCGAGCCUCCGCGGCAUCAAGUCCCUCCUCGGCGGCUACCCGUGCGAGCCUGACUCGCGCACCAACCCCCACCGCGAGGUGGCCGACGUGCCCAACGUGCACUGGAAGUACCUCGCCGAGACGCCUACCCAGCCCUUCGAAGAGUAUUGGUACUGGAUCCGCCCUCUGGCCCUCGACGCGCAGGGGAAGGAGAUCAUUGCCUCCGAGCUCCUGCUGGACAAGCUCUUGGAGAUGACCGAAGAGAUGGCGAACAACCCCGGCAAUGACGGCCUGUGUCGCCCAGACGGCAUGCGCCUCAAGACGCUCAAGACGUUCAAGAACGCGCUCGCACCCAAGGUCAAGGGCCUCAACGCCAUCUCCUGCGCCCAACUCGUCGCGACCGCCUGCGCGCUGUGGAUCGUCCACCCUAACGCGGUCAACGAGCGCGGUAACCCCGUCCCGCCUGUCCAGCCGCAGCUCAUGCCCGACGGCUCGGCGUGCAGCCGGACCAAGGACAUCCCGCGGCGCGUCGCAUUCGAGGUCGUCCAGCGUAUCGCUCCGGACAUCGUGAUCCCGCGGCACCUUUGCACCAACUGCACGGCCAAGGGCAAGUCGUCGUGCUACGUCGUCACGACUAUCCACCUCACCAAGUGCUUCGCGUGCAAGAACUGCUCGCACCAUGUCCCCCGGACGUAA
Molecule: messenger RNA, 879 nt
Organism: Vanrija pseudolonga
Lineage: Eukaryota; Fungi; Basidiomycota; Tremellomycetes; Trichosporonales; Trichosporonaceae
Exons: 2
Coding region: 1-879 (292 amino acids)
Source: RefSeq, a predicted model, not a curated record